This is a messenger RNA of Dalotia coriaria, 2358 nucleotides long. RefSeq names its product Protein on ecdysone puffs (gene Pep). The record is from RefSeq and is a predicted model, not a curated record. The transcript is spliced from 6 exons. Bases 256 to 2097 code for a protein of 613 amino acids. NCBI's taxonomy places the organism in Eukaryota, Metazoa, Arthropoda, Insecta, Coleoptera, Staphylinidae. Gene Ontology annotation, molecular function: nucleic acid binding; zinc ion binding. Gene Ontology annotation, cellular component: nucleus.
GCGCUACACUCUAAUCAAAUUAACACACGAAAAUAUAACAACAACUUCCGAGUCAAAGAAAACGAUCGUGUUCCGUUAGCGUCCCUCUUCUUCGAGCGACGUAGAGUUUCACAGUAUUCCAUAAACUCGGAUAGACCACACUCUCUCUGUGCCUCUCUGAUACAAUUACAUCUGAUUUAAUACGAUUUACAAUGGCUGCAUUUCUCUGUGUUUUUGAUUGAUCCGUUCGUUUCGCUAGUCGUAGUCGCACACAAAAUGGCGAAUCGAAGAUUUGGGAAUCAGGGUCCUCCGCAGCGAGGUAACUCGGGCGGGCGCAGUUUUGGUGGGCCCGCGUCGAACAUUAGCCCCUGGCAAGGGGGCGCCCCACCCGGCGCGCCAGCCAAUAAUCAAAAUAUCCAAAGUCAACUGGCACUUGCUCUCACUAAUCUCAUCCAGCAGUCUACCCAGCCACCGUCUAACGACGGCCCGCCGUCGCUGCUCAAUUUAAACACAUCUCCCGGAUUUUUCAAUCAGGAUCAGUAUAAUAAUCAGAAUCAGCCGCGAUUCCCAGGCGGCAAUCGCGGUAGGCAAGAUUUCCGCCGCAAUGAGCCUUACAAUAAUAAGAAUCGUAUGAGUGGCUGGCGUAAUGAUAACAAUCGCAACCGAGGAUCUAAUCAUUUCUCGUCACAAAAAAAAGACUUUAAUUCUCGCGAUAAUCACAAGGGCCAGCGACCUACGCCAAGAGAUAACUCUAAGAAAUUUAAUGAUAAGCUUUCUUCUAAGCAAGAAAAACCAGCAGCUGAAGCAGCUGACAAUGGCAACAAGCAAGUCAAGCAACAGCAGCAACCACAACAACAGUUGGCACCUGCGGUUAAAGUUGAAGAUGCACCCAAGUCUGAGGAACAGAAGGAAGAUGGUCCAAAGCUGCCCACUAAGUAUGACCACAUCCCGAAUGGGCUUUUGCAUUGCUGCGUCUGCAAUAAAAGCAUGUGGGAUGGUGAAUCCUUCCAAAAUCACGUUGGAGGCAAAGCGCAUAAACAGAUGAUUGCCAGUUUAGAGGAAAGCUUCCAGAUUACUGUUAAUAUUCUGCGUGAAAAUAUGCGUCUGACUGAGGAGCGUAAGGUGAUUGAGUUCGAACGCAUGAAGCGCUCACGUCGCUAUCAACAUAAUAAUCAACAUGAGCCGGAGAGUCAUUGCAACAUGUGCGAUUUGAAGUUUAUGGGGAAGAUUGUUUUGCACAGACAGUCUGAAGGUCAUCAAAGACUCAAGCGUUUUCUGCAUCCAAAGUGUAGCAAAUGUCAUCUCGAGUUUACAUCGCGCAUGGAAUGGGUGGAUCAUAUCUUCCUGCCUGAGCAUUUGCAAAAGGUUAAAGAGUAUUUGGAUAAUAAGAACACUGACUACGGAGAGUACAAAAUGUCGAUGAAGGUUGACAUUGACAAUGAUCCGCUUUUGGAAGAGAAUAUGCAGAACGAGGAUGAUAAUCCGAUUCUGGAGUUGUCUGAUGAUUUGAAUAAUCUCUUCAAUCGCAUUCCAGUCUUCAAACAUGACCGCCCCUUGGCGAAGGAUAGUUUGAAGCCGGCUACUGGAUUCAUCUGCGAGAUGUGCAAGAUGUUUAUGCCUACAAAGGAAGCUUCUGAGGAGCACAAUAAAUCAUAUAAACACUACGUGAAGUUCGUCGAGACCAUCAAGGCGAAGUACCAACGUCAGGCGAACGAGAAGAAAAAGGCUGACGAAGCAGCGACCAAGCAGGCCGCUGAAGCUAACACAACUGAAGUCGGCAAAGACGAAGUAAUUGAUGUCAAGAAUGAACCCGAGACAACUUCUUCCACUAAAGUGGAUGACGCUCAGAAAGAAAACGGAAAUGGUAAUAAAAAUUGCCAAGAAGAUGAGGAAGAUGCCGCUUUUAAUAAUUUGUUAGAUGAUAUCUACACCGAAGUGACAGCAGAGUCUGCCUUCGAGAGCAAGGAGUCUGCCCCAGUAAAGGAGGAGGAUGUGGUGGAGAUUAAAGAAGAGGAAUCAGAUGUUGUUGAGGUGGAGAAACCUAUCACACGUCAAACGAGACGUUCUGCCGUGCGUGUCAACGGCACUCCUCCAGCCGCCAAGAAGGCGCGCUCUUAGAUUUUUAAUUUUGAACUUGCAAUCAUAAUUAAUUUUAUGUUUUUUUAUUUGCUAGGAUUAUUAUACCCAAAUAGAUAAAUCAGUUCUCGUGUAUUCAUAUAGAGAAGUAUGUAUAAUUUAUGUAUUGAUAAGUAUGUGUUGGGUAGGACUGAAUAGUGCGAUGAGCAUGUAUUUCUUCAAAUGUAUUUGGAGUAAUUUGAUGGUCUUAUUUUUAUAAAUUUAGUUCAAUAAGUAUACUAAAUAAAUGACUUACAGAUAAAA